Odontomachus brunneus is the source of this 3884-nucleotide messenger RNA. It is a transcript of the gene GluRS-m, whose product is annotated as probable glutamate--tRNA ligase, mitochondrial. The record is from RefSeq and is a predicted model, not a curated record. Bases 190 to 1725 code for a protein of 511 amino acids. Gene Ontology annotation, molecular function: glutamate-tRNA ligase activity; ATP binding; tRNA binding. Gene Ontology annotation, biological process: glutamyl-tRNA aminoacylation. NCBI's taxonomy places the organism in Eukaryota, Metazoa, Arthropoda, Insecta, Hymenoptera, Formicidae. The transcript has 10 exons.
AACGCGGAUCUUUACGGAUUGUGCUAAUCACGAACAUAUAUACUACCGCGAAACAUGUGGUUUCAAAUUUGCGUGAAUCAUAACCAUGCGAAUCGUUGGUUAAAUCGCUGAACGUUAUAAUAAUUGAAGUUUUGUCAAGACAAUUGAGAUUCUCAAAAAAAAAAAUAGAGAUCUCUAUAGACGGUAGAAAUGCAACGCAAUAUACUCCGAGCAGCGAGUUUCCAGGUGUUGCAGAGACGUUUCUUUAAGAAGCAUCACGUUAGGGUUAGAUUCGCACCCAGUCCUACCGGUCAUUUACACUUGGGAGGAUUGCGUACUGCGUUGUAUAAUUAUUUAUUUGCACGUAGCAAACAGGGUGCCUUUAUCUUGAGAAUUGAAGAUACUGAUCAAACAAGGAUAGUCCCAGGAGCAAUUGAGAAGCUGCAGGACGAUCUGUUAUGGGCAGGAAUUAUAUCUGACGAAGAUCCUAUCAGAGGUGGUCCUGUUGGUCCUUAUGUACAGUCAGCAAGACUUGAAUUAUACCGGGAACAAGCACUCAAGCUCUUAGACAAUGGAUCUGCUUAUUAUUGCUUUUGUACAGAACAUAGAAUAGAAUUGUUAAGAAAAGAUGCAUUAAAACGUAGACAAGUGCCCAAAUAUGAUAACAGGUGUCGACAUUACAGUAAAGAUGAAGUGAAAGAAAUGCUCAGAAAAAAAUCUACAUACUGCAUUAGAUUUAAGUUAUCAUCUACACCGGAAUCUUUUCACGAUAUGGUAUAUGGAGAGGUAUUACAUGAUAUUGCCAAAACUGAAGGGGAUCCGGUUAUCGUUAAAUCGGAUGGCUAUCCUACUUAUCAUUUUGCGAAUGUAGUGGAUGAUCAUCUCAUGGAGAUUUCUCAUGUCUUACGAGGUGUUGAAUGGCAAGUGUCUACACCCAAGCACAUUAUGCUUUAUAAAGCAUUUGGUUGGAAUCCUCCUGCUUAUGGGCAUUUACCUUUAAUAUUAAAUUCAGAUGGAUCCAAGCUAUCAAAGAGACAAGGCGACAUAGAUAUUGAAUCAUUUAGGAAACAGGGUAUUUUUCCAUUAGCAUUAUUGAACUAUGUAAUAAGUGCUGGUGGUGGUGGUUUUUACAAAAAAAAUAAUAAUGAAGACCUUCACAGUUAUCAGGAGCUGAUUAAACAAUUCGAUGUUAGUAAAAUAAAGGCAAACUCUGGUAAGCUUAUGCCUGAGAAACUGCUAGAGUUAAAUAAAUUGGAAAUUGUAAAUCUAUUAAGAGACGAGGAGAAUCACAGCAUCUUGAUCGAGAGAGUUAGGAGAUUGGUGUUAAAAGCGUUUCCUCAACAGGGAAAUGAUGGAAAUUUGCAAAUAGAUGACUAUCAUAUAAUUACUACAUUGAAAUGGGCACAGAACAGGAUAUCUACCUUCAACGAUCUUGUCAAGACAGACCUAGCAUUUUUGUGGAUUGUUCCAGUUUCUGCGCCAAGUAUUAAUCAAAAUGAAUGCUCAGAUGCAAUUAAGUUGUUGAACGCGGAGUUGGCUGAAAUGGAUGUAAACAAUUAUAAAACCGAUUGGAUUGGCCCAUAUUUAAAAGAAUUUGCUAAUAAGAAGGGAAUUCCCUUUGCCGCUUUGAUGAAAAUUCUGAGAAGCAUUUUAGGCGGCGUAAAGGAUGGUCCACCUGUUGCUGAGAUGAUGGAAAUCUUGGGGAAAGACAGAACAUUACUGCGAUUACGACGUUACGUUCCUUGAGACUAUGUUACAUCCUUUAACCGCAAAUAGACUAUUAUCGAAUAUACAUCGCUCAAAGAAGUAAAUUCAACAUGUAUAUCUACGAUUUUACGGAAAGGAUACGACGAUUCUGUGAGCUCAGUAAUAUGAUUAAAGUAUCUUCCUCGAAUAAUCAUUCCGCCCCAUUAAAAAUUACAAAAUUAUUUUCUACAUGGUUAAAGCCAUGGUAUAUUAUACUACAGGUUGCGGGCUCGGUUGCAGUUAAAAUUGUUGGAAAUCUAUCAAUCAGGCCGAGUAGUUUGCCGAACUAGAUAGUAUAAUUCGGUCCAAAAAGCUACAUAUUGUAAAACAAUCAGAUGAUCGACGAAACAAAUACUAGUCAAAUACAAUUAUUUUUAAUACAUAAUUGCUAUUAUAUAUUAAAGUUUAGUUGAUAUUGAAUCAAAUAUGUUUUUCUUAUAUUUUAAAGUAGAUUAAUGGAAGAUAUAUAGUAGGAAUUUAUGUAAAAUUCUGCAUAAAAAAAUACAAAACUGUUAUAACGAUACGUUUGAAGAAUAUAUUUUAAACAUCACUGAGCUACUAUAUUAAUAAUUUCGUAACAAGAUUAAUAAUAAAUUAUAUACUUUAAUAAUAAAAGCCAAGUUUUUGAAAUUCAAAUUAAUUAGAAAUUUAUUAAAAAAAGAAAAUAUCGGAAUUUAAGUUUAUUCUAGAACAUUGAUUUCUUGAUACAAUAUGAAUUGUAGUUUACAAUAUAUAAAUUUCAUUUUAUACAAUACGAGAUAUAAUUUUUAACAUUUACACAGUACAAAAAGAUUAAUAAACAUAUAGAAAUUAUGCAUAAUUAUUUUAACAAAACAGAUGUACAAAGUGCGCGUAUGUAACAAAUUGAACACAUUUAUUCUUAAAUAGUUUUUGCAAUAUAUUACAAUGUUCUUAUAAUAAUAAUAAUAAUAAUGUAACAGAAUUUAUAGUCUAUAUCAAAUGUUAGUAUAUAGCAUAUGUUUGAUACUAGCUAGCAUCAAAACGAAAUUCGAUGGUAUCAAAGUCCUGCCAUUGUAUGAUUUUUUUGGACAAAUGUAAAGAUAUUGUGCUCGAAAAAUUAUCAGUUAUUAUACCUAGUAUCGUAAUGAUUUAGAAUUGUUUGGACAAAGUAUUACACCUCAUCGUUUUGAACGUAUAGCUUUGUUAGAAAUUAUGAAAACAUAUUACAAUUACAAAUACAAGUCUUGCUGUGUUCUUGUCUAAGAGGGUCUGUUAUUUUGAAAAGUAAAUAUUUUUAAUUUACAUUUCAUAAAAGGAUAUUCAGUGUAAUUCCUUAGGAAAAAUUAAGUUGUUCAAAUUAACUUAAUUUAAAGUUACUUACAGUUAACUAUAAAUAACUUUAAGUAAUUUUAAGCAACUUUAAGUUAAUUGAACAUCUUAAAGUAAUUUUUCCUAAGGGAUGUUUCAUGUUCUAUAAUUUAUCUCUGAGUAUUCGACAGCAAAUAUAAUAAAACUAACGUAGGAAUAUUAAAUAUUACUUAAUAAAUUACUUAAUAAAAUAUUACAUAAUAAAAUAUAUGUAUUUUAAGUUGUCCUCCAGUGCAAUAUUAGGAUAUAAAUACGCGCUAUCACAAAAUUGAAAGAGUGCCAAUCGAAAUAAGUUAAUUCACAUUAUCGUGUGCUUAAACAUACAGAUCCUAUUAUUCUAAAAAGAGAAGAAAUACUCGACAAAAGAUCAACAAAAGAUCUUAUAUAUAAUAUAUAUAAAAUAACUAUUGCUAAUUCGGAGAAAUAAUAUAUUAAUAUCAUAGAUGAUUAAUUAAAUUUGUUAUUAUAGAUUAGUUAUCAUAGUAAUUUUUUAGAAAUGUUAUACUAGUGAUACAUACUUAUGUGACAAACUUAUGACGCUUAUGACUUCUGUAAACGAAAAUUUUCCUAUGUAUUUUGGAUGUCUUUAUUGAUCUAUAUAACAUUGUAAACACUUCUAAUGUCAAGACUGCAGACGUAUCAAUCUAUCGUGUUUAUCUGUAUCAACAUACAUGUGACAUUUUUCAAUCUCUUUCCUCAACUGUUUUGAUUAGCGAAUAUACUGCUUUCUAAAAGAUUUAGUUUGUUUAUUAUUUGUAAUAUACAAACAUUCCCAAGAUGUUGGAAGCUAAUUCUAAUAUGCAGAAUAUAUUUGUGAUAUUACCAAUACA